Molecule: messenger RNA, 630 nt
Organism: Eimeria necatrix
Lineage: Eukaryota; Apicomplexa; Conoidasida; Eucoccidiorida; Eimeriidae
Exons: 1
Coding region: 1-630 (209 amino acids)
Source: RefSeq, a predicted model, not a curated record
AUGAGGUGUCUGGUAGCGACAGGACCUAAUGCAAUUCCAGUCUCCCUAGAGCGGGGGAACCGCCUCCUCAACACGAUAGAGGAAAUCAAAAUGAGCGAUGAGGACGUGCAGGGUACUCAGCCGCCUUCGGAAACGCGGUUCGAGUCUGGGGCGGUGCCGAUGCGGAGUGAGGAGGCUCCGUGCGAGAAGACAGAUAGCAGCGGGAAAUCUGCAGAAGCGACAGAAGAAGACUGCAAGCCAGAAGCGAUAGAGACUAUGCCGCAUUGGUGGCGGGAAAUUAGUGCGAAGGAAUCUUGCAACCAAGGAAGAGCAUUGCGUUACGUGGGUGCAACAGCGGUACUUCGCGUUGAGCUUGCAGGAAGUUCAUGCGAGGCGCUUUUAGACACAGACGCUUCGACAAGUUUCAUUAGCCCUAAAACAGUCGAACGAUUGCAGCUGAGGGUGCGGAGACUUCCAGAGGAGCAUAGGUUCACUGUAGCUACAGGUGAACAAUUACGCAUUGAUCGAGUUGUGACGGGGUUGACAAUCCGGUGUGGACACGCACGCUUUUCCGCGGGCUUCUUUGUGGGACCCGUUCCCUAUGAUUUAGUUUUGGGUUUGGAUUGGCUGAUGGAACAUAAGGUGGCCUGA